This is a messenger RNA of Trypanosoma cruzi, 3252 nucleotides long. RefSeq lists its product as uncharacterized. The transcript has a single exon. The record is from RefSeq and is a predicted model, not a curated record. NCBI's taxonomy places the organism in Eukaryota, Euglenozoa, Kinetoplastea, Trypanosomatida, Trypanosomatidae. Bases 1 to 3252 code for a protein of 1083 amino acids.
AUGAAUGGGAAGUUGCACCGCCUACUCCAGCGGAUUGCGUCACCGCAUUUGGCCUUACGCUUGACAAAAGAGGAGCUGUGCUUAUCCAUGGCCGCUGUGGCUCGUCUGCGCCUGCGCAAGGAGGAGCUGCUGCAUCUCCCCCUUGACUCGAUUAUAACGCGAACCCAGCGUGUCAGUCACUUGUGCAGCCCGAUAGAACUUGGAAUGAUUUCAGAUGGGGCGUCCGCACUUUUUUGUAACCGCGCGGAUAUGGCCGACACACUUGUCUGUGAGUUGUACGCAGCAAUCGGCAAAGGCGCAGCAACUCGUCUCGAUCACGUAACGGCUGUAGUUCGCUACGCAUCUACGUUGGGGUCAUAUAGCAACGAGACAAUACCCGUUAUUCUCAUGUCUGCGCCGAAGAUACUAAGCAAGAAAGAUUCAGGGAGUACGUUACAACUUUUUCUGCGAGUUGCACAGGCACACCUGUCCGAAACGGAGUUCCAUUCAUUGGUGAAGGAGCUGCGAAAGAGGGCGAGUCCUGAGCAGAUGAAGGAUGUGAAUGAAAAAUGUAUUCUGCCACUCAUUGAAAGGGGAUCUCAAACAGAGGCCGAAGAGGAAAACGAUGAUGAGGAUGAUGAUGAUAACAAUAAUAUUAAUAAUAAUAAGAUUGCCUGGAAUUCACCGCGCGCACGGAACUGGUUGUCGCAAAGAGUGCGAAGGGACGAGGCAUGGUCCCCAGCAGAGGUGGUGCAGGGCAUGGAGCUCUACUCCCACUUUGGCAUGCGGGACCCUGUUUUACAGAAGAAAUUGGAUGAGGCGGCGAUGUCGGUUAUGCCUACAGCAAGCAAGAUCCACAUGGAUGAGAUUCUUAAGGUCAUGGCAAUUUCUUCACAUCUUUUCCCUCUGACAUUUGAAUUUAUUCGCCAACUCCGUACCAAAACCCCAGAAUCGCAUAACAGUGGUGCCAGCAGCGAUGAGGAUUCCACGUCCUCACUGACGCGGAAUUUUAAAACAUCAGAGGCGUAUGAAAAACUUUUGACGGGUCAACAUAUACCUGAGGAUUGGAUGCUCGACGUGAUACAGGAGCAAAAUGCUGCAGUCCCAGUUGACGUGGCAGCACAGGCUGCCUGCAUCUUUGCUGAGAAGGGUGAGAUACCAGAAGGCAUUAUUUUACAGUUAUCGAUGCAGUUGAGGGAACUUUCUCCAGAAGGAUUGGCCGCCUUUCUUAGAGCGAUGCGACGGGAUCCAUCCGGAUCCUUGUUUCAGCAUAGUGUGGCUCUAUCCGCCCAGUUCACCGAAAAAGUUGUGCGGGAUGCAACUGUAGAGCAAUUACUGCGGAUAUGUACUGCGUGCUCUUUGCCACUUCCCCGGGGGAUUGAUACGAAAGAGAGGGGGGUUUUUAUGGAGGCUCAAGGGCGUUUGGGGGAAGCCGUUCUCACACGACUCAUCUCUGUUAUGCAGACACCCUGCACGAUCCUUUUUCUCUGUAAGAUAACGAAAUUGUCGUCGGCCCUUGACGAAAAUAAUGAAAUUGUGCAGUUUGUUUGCUCAAGCGUGUGUGCUCGGACGUCUCUUGCAGUGGAUGAUGCAUUGGAGAUUCUGGAAAUGCUGCACUGUCGCAAAUAUGUGCAUGAGCCGCUUCUUGACAAGUUGGAACCUAUUUUCCGCGAAAUUGUGGAAUUGGUGGUCUCAAAAAUGCAGAGCGGUGAAGAGGUUCCGGAUGCUGAGGCACGACAAAUUGCGCGUUUUAUCGUUUUGCAGACACUCUUUGACGUCCCUGAUUUUGAGGCCUCCGCAUCGCUUCUGCUGCACACGGCUGAGCAAUUUAUGGAUCGCACUCCCAGCGAGGUUCUUCCAGGUGCGGGUCUUCUUGCCUUAAAGCAAAGGCGAAUGGCUACUGUUCACAUGAUGUUAGGGAAGGUUACAGGCAAGGUGUCUACACUCUCUGAUGAGGCCCUUGGCAUGCUUGCACGGCUGAUCGCUCAGUCUUCGGUGGGCUCACCGGGGAAAAAUCUUGUGAAUGAAAUUGUUUCUGUUGUGGCGGGACGAUUGUCACACAAACGACGUUUACCACCAGAUGUUGUGGGCUUGGCGGUUGUAGUACACUGCCAGCACGGUGACGCAGGAGAUGGCAUUCCCGAAAAUGUAAUGGAUUACCUGCUGGAGUGGAUGGGGGCCCUCUCUUCAGAGGUGUACACCGAGCUGUGUGGCGCUGCACACCUUUUGAAGGCUGGAGACACGUUGACAAAUGGGCUAAUCGACGAGUUUCCACUUCGGUUGAAUCAACUCACCACGAGUGAAAUUGCCAAUGUGGCCUUUGGGCUUGGCGAAAUUGAUGGCAUCGGACAUCGACUCUCUCAUCAGCUUGUUGCAGAGAAGUGCUCGGAUUACGUCGUUGACAACUCGCAGGAGUUUUGGAGUGGAACAGACAUUGCACGUCUGAUAUACGGGUUUUCACGCAUGUUGUGCACGAAGCGAAGUCUGUACAAUGUCUUUUCCACUCGUCUUGCACUGCGGCCCGUAUUUUUGCCGAUGAACCAGAAGGCGAUCAGCCUUGUCGUUGCUGCCUUUGGGAGGUCCAAAUACUUGGACAAGAAAUUAUUUGACAAAUUUGUACGCCGAAUGCAGGAGUAUUCUGACGACCUUGAGGCGCCUGAGUUGAUGCUGGCGAUCCGGGGAUUCAGCCGCGUGAUGCUGCUGAAUGAUCAGCUGUACAAUGAGCUCGGUAACAAGGCUGCGGAAAAAGCGAAUGAGUUUCCGCUGGAUUCAAAGUGUGCCCUGCUCGCCUCUUUUGGAUCGUUGGGUAUCGAGCAUGAGAAGCUGGCGACGCGAGUACUUGAUGGCAUCGUGGAGAAGCUGCCGGAACUGGGAGAUGCCAACAAGGCGGUGGAUGUCAUGACCUCUUUGUGGCAGAUGCACCACGAAGUGGAGACGGAUCCGCGCGUGGAUCAACUGGCGAAUUGGAUUGUUGAGCAAUCGGAGGAACUCACUGAAGACGCCAUUGGGAAGCUCUGCGCUAUCCUCAAUGAUAGGAACUGGCGACAUGUUCCGCUUGUAAAGGCCAUGGCGGAGCAAUCCGUUCGAUUGCAGCUUCAGCAAAGUGUUUCAGCCGAGUGCUGCCGAGCGGUGCUGGACACAUUAGGCACCUUUAUGAUUCAUCAUCAGGGAGCGCGCGAGAAUCUCUCGGCCCUUGGGAGAAGUGUAAGUAAGGAAAGGAUACAGCUUUCAGAGGAGGAGGAACAGCAAGUUCAGCUCCUGCUACGCCGCUAG